Molecule: messenger RNA, 980 nt
Organism: Pneumocystis murina B123
Lineage: Eukaryota; Fungi; Ascomycota; Pneumocystomycetes; Pneumocystales; Pneumocystaceae
Exons: 5
Coding region: 25-891 (288 amino acids)
Biological process (GO): translational initiation
Cellular component (GO): eukaryotic translation initiation factor 4F complex; cytoplasm
Molecular function (GO): translation initiation factor activity; RNA 7-methylguanosine cap binding
Source: RefSeq, a predicted model, not a curated record
AAAAAUAUAAAAAAUUUUGAAGGAAUGGAGGAACAUACUAAGAAGGAUCUUCCAGAAAAAACAGAAAUUGAAAGUUCAGUAGAAGUUGAAAAAGAUGAAAUAGAAAAUCAGAUCAAAAAGAUCUCCAAAAUUGAUUUAGAAAAGAAGGAAAAUGAGGAGAAUAAAGUAGAAGAUGAAGAGAAUGAUCCUUGUGAAAGUGAAAAUAAGGAUUCUUUAAGAAAUGGGGUUUCAUCAAAUGUUAUUGAUUCUUCAGAGAAUUUAAAUAGUUCAAAUGUAUCAUCGGUUGUAACGGUUUUUCAUAAUUCGAAGAAUUUUACAGUUAAACAUCCACUUAUGCAUAAAUGGACGCUUUGGUUUACUAAGCCUCUAACACCAGGUCAAAGAGCAAAUACAACAGAUGCUUGGGCGGAUAGUUUAAAAGAAGUGAUUACGUUUGAUAGUGUUGAGGAGUUCUGGGGGAUUUAUAAUAACAUUGCUAAAGCAUCGCAAUUGCCACCCAAAAGUGAUUACCAUUUGUUCAAAACAGGAGUUAGGCCUGAAUGGGAAGAUAAGCAGAAUCAAAGGGGUGGAAGAUGGUCAUAUAAUAAUAGAGAUAGAAGAUCUGUCAAUAUCGAUGAAUUAUGGUUGCAUAUUAUGCUAGCAGCGAUUGGAGAAACACUAGAAAAUGAAGGGGAUAAUGAGGUGAUGGGCGUGGUAGUGAAUAUUCGAAAAGGAUUUGUACGCUUGGGUCUUUGGACUCGAUCAACAAGUAAUGAAGAGGUUUUAAGAGCUAUUGGGAAACGGUUUAGAGAAGCAAUGAAAAUACCAGAUAAGGAAAUGAUUGAAUUUUAUUCGCAUUCUGAUUCAGCGCAUUCCGGAAGCACUAGAGCAAAAUCCAAAAUGUAUGCAUGAUGCUAUUGAUUACAAUUAUAUAGGUCAUGUAUUGGCAUGUGUUUAUAUAUAUAAUACCAUAUGAAAUUCUUUGUUAUUUCUAACAUGGG